CUGACACAGUUCCCACCACCCGCGCUGCCCGCCACGUCCCCGUUCUCGGCCGAGGGCUCAGUGUGGAGGGUGACCUUUCCAAAUCCAGAGCGAUGACGGCUCCCUGCUCCCGGCUUGCCCGGCACUCUGGGCGCUGCCGGUUCCGGCUCGUGCGGUUCCCGCAGUCAAAGCCGCUGCUGCUAACGCUGCUGCUGUCGGUCGUGUGUCCGGCGCGCGGCUGGGAGAGCGGAGACCUGGAGUUGUUUGACUUGGUGGAGGAGGUGCAGCUCAACUUCUACCAGUUUCUUGGGGUGCAGCAGGAUGCUUCAUCUGCAGACAUCAGAAAAGCAUAUCGUAAGCUUUCUCUAACUUUACAUCCUGACAAGAAUAAAGAUGAAAAUGCAGAAACUCAAUUUAGACAAUUGGUGGCCAUUUAUGAAGUUUUGAAAGAUGAUGAGCGGAGGCAGAGGUACGAUGAUAUCCUGAUCAAUGGACUUCCAGAUUGGCGACAGCCUGUAUUCUACUAUAGGCGGGUGAGAAAAAUGAGCAAUGCUGAGCUGGCAUUACUCUUGUUCAUUAUUCUCACCGUGGGUCAUUAUGCAGUGGUUUGGUCAAUCUACUUGGAAAAACAACUGGAUGAGCUACUUAGCAGAAAAAAGAAAGAAAAGAAAAAAAAGACAGGCAGCAAGAAUGUGGAAACAUCGAAACUCAGUGCUGCAGACAAAAAUGAAAGAUUGCUGACAAAACCACAGUGGCAUGACUUGCUGCCAUGUAAACUAGGAAUUUGGUUCUGUCUUACACUAAAAGCAUUGCCUCAUCUAAUCCAGGAUGCUGGGCAGUUUUAUGCUAAAUAUAAAGAAACGAAAUUGAAGGAAAAGGAAGAUGCGCUGACUAGAGCUGAACUUGAAACACUUCAGAAACAGAAGAAAGUGAAAGUAAAAAAGCCAAAACCUGAAUUUCCUGUAUACACACCUUUAGAGAGUACAUAUAUUGAAUCUUAUGAUCAUGGAACAUCUAUAGAAGAAAUUGAAGAACAAAUGGAUGAUUGGCUGGAAAACAGGAGCAGAACACAGAGAAAACAGGUACCUGAGUGGACAGAGGAGGAUCUCAGCCAACUGACAAGAAGUAUGGUUAAGUUCCCAGGAGGGACUCCAGGUCGAUGGGAAAAGAUUGCCCAUGAAUUGGGUCGAUCAGUGACAGAUGUAACAACUAAAGCUAAGCAACUGAAGGACUCAGUUACCUGUUCCCCAGGAAUGGUUAGAUUGGCUGAACUCAAGUCAACAGCUCAGAAUUCCAAGCCCAUUAAGACUCCUACUACUUUGCCAGAUGACAUCAUCACCCAGAGGGAAGAUGCAGAGGGGAGAGUAGAGGAAGAGGAGCAGGAGGAGGGUGCAGAAGAGCAGAAUGAGGCUGAGACUGCUGAAACCCAGCCUCGGAGGCGGAAGGUAGCCAAACCUCUGGAGACAGUAACAAGGGUGGAGCCAGAGGAGAAGGCCAGAGCAAAGAGGCAGAAGGACUUUGAUUUAUCAGAACAGAAUGAAUCCAGUGAUGAGGAGAGCCAGAGAAAAGAGAGACCUCGUGCUGCAGAGGAGCCCUGGACUCAGAAUCAACAGAAACUUCUGGAAUUAGCAUUACAGCAAUAUCCAAAGGGAUCUUCUGACCGCUGGGACAAAAUAGCCAAAUGUGUCCCAUCAAAGAGCAAGGAAGACUGUAUUGCUAGAUACAAGUUGCUGGUUGAACUGGUCCAAAAGAAAAAACAAGCUAAAAGUUGAAUAUUCUGGAAGAUGAUGUUCACUCUCAUGUUCCAAAAUGAAUAUUUUUACAAUCUUAUGCAGAAAUGUGUAUUUUGUACCUCAGUAUUUCUAUACGUCAUGUGCCUUAGUAAAAAUAAAUAAAUAAAUAA
Elephantulus edwardii (Cape elephant shrew) is the source of this 1882-nucleotide messenger RNA. It is a transcript of the gene DNAJC1, whose product is annotated as DnaJ (Hsp40) homolog, subfamily C, member 1. NCBI's taxonomy places the organism in Eukaryota, Metazoa, Chordata, Mammalia, Macroscelidea, Macroscelididae. The transcript has 12 exons. Gene Ontology annotation, cellular component: endomembrane system. The coding region runs from base 93 to 1751 and encodes 552 amino acids. The record is from RefSeq and is a predicted model, not a curated record.